This is a messenger RNA of Lytechinus pictus (painted urchin), 1340 nucleotides long. RefSeq names its product adenosine receptor A2a-like. Gene Ontology annotation, molecular function: neurotransmitter receptor activity; G protein-coupled serotonin receptor activity. The transcript is spliced from 2 exons. Bases 720 to 1340 code for a protein of 206 amino acids. The record is from RefSeq and is a predicted model, not a curated record. Gene Ontology annotation, biological process: G protein-coupled receptor signaling pathway, coupled to cyclic nucleotide second messenger; chemical synaptic transmission. Gene Ontology annotation, cellular component: dendrite; plasma membrane. Lineage: Eukaryota; Metazoa; Echinodermata; Echinoidea; Temnopleuroida; Toxopneustidae.
CGUGCUCGUGCAUGACAGACAUCAGCUUUACAUUUCCCAGAAUCUUUUCAAUAUUGACUCCGAAGGUCUCUACGAACUUCAUAUCUUCCCAAGACGAAGCGAAAUAAGGAGGACUCGGUCACAGUGGAAUACUUGUAUGCUGAAAUUUCGGAGCUUUGUUUGACCCCAAUCGAUUGAAAUUGUUUGGAUUCGGCCGCUGAUUGAAUCAGGGCUGGGCAAAAUAUUAAAUUGCAUCUUGAUUUGUUCAUAUUUUUCAUAUAUUCAUGUAGAAGGGAGACGUCUUCUUCGCCUUCUAUUUCCAUCGUUGGAGACAAGUGGACAGUUGUUUUCAGACUUCACAUAUCAAAUGGUACUUUAAUAUUGUUUAAUGAAGGAUGUUGUAAUGUGUUAAUUAUUUCGAUAUUGACAUCAUAGGACCCAGUUAUAUAUUUAUCAGGUCUUGUAAUUUUCCUGCUAGUAGAGAGUCGGCUAUAAAUCUGUGACAUUACAAAACAGCUCGAUGAAGAGAGAAAGCGAAUUGGAGGUGUCUUGUAAAAUCGAAAUUAUAGUAGACGCCAUUACAAACUCCUCAAAAGUGCACGACUAUGAAUAUACUAUGAUACCCCGUUUGCCUCAAUGAAAUAUGAUAGUCAUUUAAAACUUAUUCCCUUCAUUUCGUCGUUAUUUUGACAAUUAAUAAGACUAUCCCCUCUACAUCACUCUAUAUCUCUCUCUUCAAAAUGGAUGACAUAGCCUAUACAACCUGUGAAAUAGUUAUCGCUGCCUUAUCCGUCAUCGGCAACGGACUCGUUCUCUAUAUCUACACCAGCAACAGCCGUCUCCAUACUGUCACCAACUAUUUCAUCGUGUCUCUGGCCAUCGCCGAUUUCCUAGUAGGCCUUCUCGGGGUACCCUUCGCUAUCCUGACCAACGAAACUCUCCCUCAUGGAAGCUUCUAUGGCUGCCUCAUCAUGCUGAACUUUCUCCUCUGGCUCUGCGGGGCAUCCACCUUCAGCCUGAUCGGUGUCUCCCUCGACCGCUACAUCGCCAUCUCUUACCCGCUGCGCUACAACGUCUUCGUCACGCCCCUCCGGGCCAUCGUCGUCAUCAUCGUGUGUUGGAUUAUGGCCGCCAUCGUCGGGUUCCUGCCCGUGGUCGGCUGGAACAAGGGGGAGCCCGAGGACGGGAAGUGUUUCUUUAUUCACAUCAUUCACAUGGAUUACAUGUUGUUCAAUGCGGUCAUGGUCAUCUACAUUCCACUUGUCGUCAUGGUGGUCAUCUACGCUUUCAUUUUCCGAGCUGUUCGUAAACAGUUAGAUGUUAUGAGGGAAAACAAUGGACUUGGAGAUGCCUCUUGGUAA